AUGGACGCGCACAAGAAGUAUCGUUGCAAGAACUUCAUUUCGCACGCCGAGUACAUGGCAAAGAAACUCGUGGUUGAGCAGAUGUUCCACAACUUCGCGGUCGGGGACAUCAUCAAGGAUGUGGAGCAGGCCGAAGCUGCUUGCGCAGCUGGGCUGGAGAUGACGUCACGAGAAAUCGUGUUUCGCCUGUUAGCAGCGCGCGGCCAUUCUCGUUUUACCAAGGAAAAGUUCUGCCGCGGCAUCACCCUUGGCAUGGUCUGGUUCCGCGGACCACGGAUUGUCUUGGGGCCAGAGGCAGCUGAGCACGUGCUCGACAUCUUGCAGGGACCCCGCCUAGAGGCUGGCUGCGGCUGA
Molecule: messenger RNA, 354 nt
Organism: Symbiodinium sp. CCMP2592
Lineage: Eukaryota; Dinophyceae; Suessiales; Symbiodiniaceae
Source: the annotation of a GenBank genome assembly